CAGUCAUUAAACAGAUCUCAAUUAGGAAUUUCUCCCAAGUAAACACAUUUUCAAAGCCCUUGCUUUCUCUCUCUAAAGGUUCUUCACUGUCUCUGUCUCUCUCUAAAUGCAAACCCUAGCUCUUAUCUUUUAAGGGGUUUUGAUAUUAAUAAUAAAAAAUCGAAUAACCCUCUUUAUGUUCGGAGUAGAAUUUCGAUAAUCAAACUGGGUUUUUUGUUUAACAAAAAACAAUAGUGUGGAAAGUGAGAAAGUGUUUUUCUUUUCUUCUUUUUUUAAGUAUUUUGAAACAGAGAGCAAUGGUAAGUGGGGAGAGAAUCGAAGCAGAUAUCUCAUCGCCAGUGAAGAAGACAAUACAGUCAAUCAAGGAAAUAGUCGGCAAUCACUCUGAUGAUGAUAUCUAUGUUGCCUUGAAAGAGGCCAACAUGGAUCCUAAUGAAACUGCCCAGAAAUUGCUUCAUCAAGACACCUUUCAUGUGGUAAGAAGAAAAAGAGAUCGGAAGAAAGAGGGCAUUGGGUACAAAGGUUCCAUGGAUCCAAGAAAACGUUCUGAGAAUGUUGGUCCAGGGAUGAAAUUUCGUACAUAUUCUGAACGUAGUUCUCGAAGAGGAGGCUAUACUCGGAAUUCUUUGCCUGAUGCAGGAGUCAACAGAGAGUUUCGUGUUGUUAGGGACAACAGAAUUAACCAAAAUGCAAAUAAAGACAUGAAUCCUCCUUUCUCACAAUGCUCAACUUCUGCAACUGAGCAAGUUCCUGUGAAUGUUGGUGAAAAGGGUUCAACUGGAAUACCGAGCAAUCAGAGACCCUUUAGUUCUCGGAGUUCAUCCCAAACUUCUAAUGCACCAUCCAGUUCACAACUGAGACAUGCUUGGGAUGCUAAUUCAAGUGCUAUUGAUAGGAAAGAAAUAUCAGAGGAAAAGCAAACUUUUGUUCGUAAUGCUGUUUCACGGUCACUGGCAGUGAAGCCCAAUAAUAGUCAAGCGCAUUCUGCCGCUCAAUCAUCAAGCAACUCGGUUGUUGGGGUUUAUUCGUCCUCUACAGAUCCUGUUCAUGUGCCUUCUCCCGAUUCCAGAUCAUCUGGUGCUGUUGGAGCUAUCAAGCGUGAAGUUGGGGUUGUGGGUGUUCGCCGUCAGCCUUCUGAAAAUGCUGUUAAAGGUUCAUCUGGAGCAAGUGGUUCUCUCUCCAAUUCAUAUGUAGGGAGAGACACUUCAUCAGAGGCAUUUCAACAGUUUCCUGCAAUUUCUAGGGCAGACCAGCCAAGCCAUACUAGUGUAGCUGAAUCUGUCAUGCCUGGGAUUUCUGGAAGCAGGUCAUUCGUGAGCAAUCAGUAUGGGGCCAAGCAACAUCAACAAGUUUCAGGUCAUCAAAAAGCUAACCAACAUAAUAAAGAGUGGAAACCAAAAUCAAACCAAAAGUCAAGUGUUAAUAAUCCUGGAGUUUUUGGAACACCAAAGAAGUUUUCUUCACCUCCUGCUGAUGGUGCCAAGGACUUGGAUUUAGAAACAGCUAAAUUGCAAGAUAAGUUUUCUCAAGUAAAUAUCCAUGAAAAUGAGAAUGUUAUCAUAGCACAGCAUAUCCGAGUCCUGGAGAAUGAUUGCCAUCAACUAACUUUUGGCAGCUUUGGAGUGGAAUUUGAUUCUUCAAGGAAUUUUGUGCCAGGUUUUCAAGCCACUGGUGUUGCAGAAGAUUCCAAUGGGAAAUCUGCUUCAAGUAUGUCUGUGUCUGCUCCCGAUACUGCCAGUGAUGGUGCUGCUGGUUACAAGCCCAUUGACAUUUUAGAUGAUCAACUUAGAAAUUCUGGAUCUGAUUCUCCACCCUCUGGUACUACAUCUGACCAUCAACUGCAUGAUAAGGAAGAUACUUUAAGUCCCCAGAAUAUGGAUAGUUAUGGCGAUAUUGGAAUUGUCCAGGACAACAGUCCAUCCUAUACUCCUUCGGAGUCACAACAGCAGCAAGAACCUCCUGAGUUGCCUAGUUUUUCGCAGGCGUAUGACCCCCAAACUGGUUAUGAUUUACCAUAUUUCAGACCCCCAAUAGAUGAAACUGUGAGAUUACAGGGUCUACUAUCCCCUCAGGAGGCCUUAAGCAUGCAUGCUGCCAACAUCCCAGCAUCAACAAUACCAAUGGUGCCACAGCAACAACCACCAAUGGCACAGAUGUAUCCUCAAGUUCACAUGUCCCAUUUUGCUAAUCUUAUGCCAUAUCGUCAGUUUGUCUCCCCGGUUUAUCUACCACAGAUGGCAAUGCCAGGUUAUUCCAGUAACCCUGCUUAUCCGCACCCAUCAAAUGGUAGCAGCUAUUUGCUGAUGCCAGGAGGCAGUUCUCAUCUUAAUGCAAAUGGCCUUAAGUAUGGGAUUCAGCAGUUCAAGCCAGUUCCUGCUGGUAGUCCUACUGGGUUUGGAAAUUUUACCACUCCAUCUGGGUAUGCAAUCAACGCUUCUGGUGUAGUUGGGAAUGCAGCAGUUCUUGAAGAUUCAUCUCGGAUCAAAUAUAAAGAUGGCAAUAUCUAUGUUCCAAAUCAACAGGCUGAUACAUCAGAUCUCUGGAUUCAAAACCCGAGGGAGCUACCGGGCUUGCUAUCUGCUCCAUACUACAAUAUGCCACAAACACCUCAUGGUUAUAUGCCUUCUCACACAAGCCACGCUUCUUUUAAUGCUGCUGCAGUCCAAUCUUCUCACAUGCAAUUCUCAGGGUUGUAUCAUCCUUCACAGCCUGCUGCAAUGGCAAACCCACAUCAUCUAGGCCCUGCUAUGGGUGCUAAUGUUGGUGUUGGGGUUGCCCCAGCCGCUCCUGGGGCUCAAGUAGGCGCUUACCAACAGCCUCAGUUGGCUAAUCUUAGCUGGACGACAAACUUCUGAAAACUAACCCUUUAUCUGGCAAGGGAGUGAAGUAGCCAUAGAAAGUUUAAGAGUUUUCUUUGUGCAAUAACCCACAAUCCUUUUUAAUUCAAUGCAUAAUUGGUGUUUAAUC
Durio zibethinus is the source of this 2967-nucleotide messenger RNA. RefSeq lists its product as uncharacterized. The record is from RefSeq and is a predicted model, not a curated record. Gene Ontology annotation, molecular function: protein binding. NCBI's taxonomy places the organism in Eukaryota, Viridiplantae, Streptophyta, Magnoliopsida, Malvales, Malvaceae.